Messenger RNA from Ostertagia ostertagi, 570 nucleotides. NCBI's taxonomy places the organism in Eukaryota, Metazoa, Nematoda, Chromadorea, Rhabditida, Trichostrongylidae. The record is from the annotation of a GenBank genome assembly.
AUGUCAUCACAGGGUCGAACAUGCCCUGUCGCCAUAGAGGAUCCACAUCCUGUGAUUGUAGAAAAGGUGUUGAAGGAACACCAUGCUCGAGAAGAAAGAAGACAUAAAGACCGCCAAGAGAGAACCUUGAUCACUAAGUGGUGCUCUUGUGGGGCUUGUGGUAAGUUUGCGACAGUGCACGAAAACGUGUGUUGUCGUGAACUUGUGGAAGAAGUGGAUGGAAUAAGAAUUUCUCGCCAACUCCGAGAAAUCUUCCUGAGAGUCCGUGAAAAGAUGUUGAGUGUAGAUGCGCUGUGCAUCACACAACAUCCUCCAUUCCACAAAGUGGUUUUGGAUUCAGAGGUGCUGUCUGUAUGGGUGGAGAGAAGACGAUUUGAGAGACAGAAGAAAGACAGGGAUAUGCCGAAAGAGGACACCAGUAGAAUCUAUCGGUACUAUGCAUACCGCUCGUUCGUGUCCUGGGCUUACGGAAUUCUGGGGAUGGGCAAGCGCUAUGAGCUGCCGGCAUGUGUAAGGGUAGCUAUAAUGAAUGCCUACCCUUCAGGCAAUGCAGAGUACGUGGGAUUCAAG